This is a messenger RNA of Rubroshorea leprosula, 1735 nucleotides long. NCBI's taxonomy places the organism in Eukaryota, Viridiplantae, Streptophyta, Magnoliopsida, Malvales, Dipterocarpaceae. The record is from the annotation of a GenBank genome assembly.
AAUUAUGACUAUAUUAGAGACAAAACCAUGUAGGAUUUACAAAAAAAAUCCGUAAUUCACAAUCAAUCUCAAAUUUCAAGAAUAAACCGAAAAAAUUCCAUGUGGGCAUGGGUUAACAAGAAAAUCAUAAUUUACAAAAAUUUUCAAAUCAUCAGGGCAGUUAAGUAAACUCCAAAAAGUCGGACAUCACAGGGGCAGCAAUUAACUGGACUAAAUUCAGCAACUAAUGGGUAAAUUAGGACUUAGAUGGAGCUAUCACAUACCAGAAAUUCAGCAAGCAAAAUCGGAGCUGCAGGAACCGAAAAAAUCACACCCACACAGCAGAGCAGUGGACGGAGAGGAAAGAAACAGAGCAGAUCCGAAAUUUUUCUGCAGAGGGGGAAGAUUCCAACUUCUAAAUCUUGUUCUUGAACAAGAAAAGAAAGGAAAAUCAAGUUUUCUUACUGUUCCUCAAGGACCCGCGUGUCCUGCUCUUCUUCUUCCUCCCGACCCCCUGCGACCCGACGAGCCCCAGCUACUGCCACCCAUUUUCGGCCGGGAACACCGAUCUGCUCUCUUCCCUCUGCCGCGAGUUCCCUGUUGCUGGGUGGGUGAAAUUUUCGGUUAUUUUGGCCCCGUGACCGACCUUCCUCCUCUGCCGCCGGUUGCUGCUGGGGUGAAUUUCGGUUUUCUUGUUUCCGUGAGUUUCCCUGCAGAUGCCGCCGGCUUCUUCUCCCUGCCAGCUCCGGUUUGCUUGCUGGAAUUCUGGAAUUUUGUUAAUGAGGCUGUUGUGAUGUUGUGUGAAAAUCCCGUGUGUGUGAGUUGUGGUUUGCCAAAGCCAUGCUCUCCAUGUACUGCCCGUGAGAAAUGGGGAAAUUUUGAUUUUGAUUGUUCUGUCACCGUAGCACUUGGGUUAAGCCUUCUAUUCUGUGCGAGUAAGUGGGAGCUGCAAACGCUAGCACAUGUCGACAUGUAUUUCUGUAGAACCGGUUCAUCCUACCGAUGGGAUAAUACAUUGGUAAUUACUGACGCCUGCCAGUGGGAGUUUGUUAAACACUGGUACCAUUACUGACGCCUGCCAGUGGGAGUUUGUUAAACACUGGUACUUCUGUAACCCUGCUAAUGGGGUUAAACAUUGGUUAUUACUGACGCCUGCCAGUGGGAGUUUGUUAAACACUGGUACCAUUACUGACGCUUGCCAGUGGGAGUUUGUUAAACACUAGCCAUGACUUAUAGAUGAGACUACUGAUGAGUUUUAUUAUGCAUGAAUGGUUUAUCAUUGAAAGUUCUGUUAUGCUUACAUGGUUUAUCUAGUAUGCUUAAAUUUUUACCAAGGGCUAUCCAUAGUUUUACUUAUUGAGUUAUCUCAUAAUUUUCCUUGUCCACCAUUUCAGGAAGUGAAACCGAGGACGAGGAAACCAAGGGGAGUGACGAGGUAGAAGGCUAGCCAUUUUAAUUGGAUAUAAGUUUUAGAUUUUAUCAUCUUUUUUUAAGGUAGAUUUUAUUCUUGAGAUUUUGUGAUUUGGAAUAAGUUCCAAGCCUUGUGCACUUGCGGGACCUGUCUCAUGAGUGCACGGCGUCUGUCGCGUUCCCGGAUUUGGGUUCUGAGGUGUGACAGAUUUAACUAUAUAUCAAUCACUUCAACUACAUAUAGAAGGUGUUAUAAAGGUUGAGAUUGAUGCUGAUACAUCAGACGAAGAAGAGGGCAAUGGAGAAGAAAAAGAUUUAGAAACCUCAAGAAAUAGUGAUAGUAUUG